This is a messenger RNA of Metschnikowia bicuspidata var. bicuspidata NRRL YB-4993, 348 nucleotides long. RefSeq names its product Hap5p (gene HAP5). NCBI's taxonomy places the organism in Eukaryota, Fungi, Ascomycota, Pichiomycetes, Serinales, Metschnikowiaceae. Gene Ontology annotation, biological process: regulation of DNA-templated transcription. The annotation marks the transcript as partial. Gene Ontology annotation, molecular function: DNA binding; DNA-binding transcription activator activity, RNA polymerase II-specific; protein heterodimerization activity. The transcript has a single exon. The record is from RefSeq and is a predicted model, not a curated record. Gene Ontology annotation, cellular component: CCAAT-binding factor complex; nucleus.
UUCGGGAACGUGGGCCAGGGGCUUGCCGGCAAGAACCGGGAGCUCAUGAUGCAGUACUGGCAGCAGACCAUCAACUCCAUCGAACACGACGACCACGACUUCAAGAACCACCAGUUGCCGCUAGCACGAAUCAAGAAGGUCAUGAAAACCGACGAGGAGGUGCGCAUGAUCAGCGCCGAGGCGCCCAUUCUUUUCGCCAAAGGCUGCGACGUGUUUAUCACCGAGCUCACCAUGCGGGCGUGGAUCCACGCAGAGGAAAACAAGCGCCGCACGCUCCAGAAGCUGGACAUUGCGGCUGCCUUGACGAAGAGUGACAUGUUCGACUUCUUGAUCGACGUCGUGCCGCGC